UCUCUCUCUCUCUCUCUCUCUCUCUCCCUCCUGGAAAAUUUACCCAUUUCCUGAAAUGGGUUUCUUCUAUAACGUGUUUAUCUCCUUACCAAAAUGUCUACUUGUUGAAUUAUCUCCAUAAAGUUUGAGCAUUUCAUUGAAAUUUGAGGAAAAGCAAAAAAUGUGAACGCUUCAAUCUUGUUUUGUUAUUGUUCUUGUGUUAGUGGAAAGUGAAAGCACUGAGUGGAAGUUUUUUUUAACCAAAAUUUGUGUCUGUCGUGGCCUCAGUGUGGAUUUGGUAGGUGAUAUUUAAUUGGGAUUUAUACAAAUGUGAUUAAUGUGCAACAGAAAUGAGUUUUUAUAGUGAUUUUAGUGGUGGCAUUGCAUAUUUGAUACUGACCGGUUAAGAUGGAUUGUAGUUCAGUUCGUUAAGAGCAUUCACCUUGCACCUGGGUACGGAGUUUGAUUCCUCCGUUUCCCAAUGUUGCUUGUAGCUCAGUUCGUUAAGAGAAUUGAUGAGGAAGUCAAUUCUCUCUUGCCUGUAUGGGAAAUUCUUGACGGUGUUUUGUAUACAGAGAUUGGCUGCUCCGCCAUACUCGACUCUCAAGUGUGUUCCACUGUUUGGUUAUGUGGGGGAAGCCACUCACUUUGCACAGAACCCAGAAAAUUGGAACUAUUAUUUGCCUGUUUUGAGGAAUCGUUCUCCCUCGGUUGUUCUUGUAAGUUCCUUCCCUAGACUUCAUUGUCUGGGAGCCGCGCACAGCAGUGCUGACAGGGCUGAAAAUUGUGAUAUUAUGGACAUCUGUCAUUCUUUACUCGACAUAAAUACACAUGAGAAACAAAGUUUAAGCAAGGAGGUUCCAUCAGUUAAUGACAGCAGCGACUCUCUUAGCAAGGAAGAAAAGGAGAGACAGAGACGGAAAAAAAUAGGACAGGCCAACAAAGGGAGGAUACCAUGGAAUAAAGGCAGGAAACAUAGUUCAGAGACUUGUGAGCGAAUCAAGCAGAGAACAAUAGAAGCAUUAAAGGACCCCAAGGUUAGAAAGAAGAUGUCUGAGCAUCCCCGUCCUCAUAGUGCUGAGUCCAAGGCAAAGAUGCGUUCUUCACUCAGACGUGUUUGGGGACAGCGUUUGAAGUGGAAACAGUUAAGGGAGAAGAUUUUUCUUUCAUGGGUACAAAGCAUAGCAGAGGAAGCUAAGAAAGGUGGGAGUGGACAGAAAGAGCUCCACUGGGAUAGCUAUGAGAAAAUAAAACUAGAAUUACAUCUCCAACAGCUUCAGCAUGCUGCAGAAAAGAAAAAAGCAAAGGCAAAAGAGAUGGCAAACAAAAGAGCAAAAAAAGCAGAACAAGCUAAAGCAAAAACGGUGGCAAGGCUUGAUCCCGUGAGGAAAGAUGGAGUAAUUAAUGAAGAUGAUGAAGAGUUGACAGUUCCUCAAGGGCUGAAACGUAACAAGAGAUUAAUGAAGCUUGACAGAAAGACUUUAAUAGAUGGUCAAGUUGCUGCUCAACGGGAUAUAACCAUGUCACAUAUCUCAUCUUUGGAGAAACUGGACCUAGAGCUUGUAAAGAGAGAGAAAAUUCGAAAAGGUGUUUCGUUCGCAGACCAGAUCAGAGCUGCCAAAAACAAAAAAUUGGAACUAGCUAUGGUAGCCUCAUCCUCUAUUCGUGCAGUGGACGAGAAACCAGGGAAGAGAAAAUAUUCGGAUUCUUGUACACAUUUUUCCAACUAGUGCAAGAGUCCCCUCAUUUCUUUACAAGCUUUAUGCCAAAUUUCCAAUAUUACAACGAAGAGUUCUUCAAGCUGCAAUGCAAUCUUUUCAUGAGAAAAAUGUGUGUUCGGUGAACUGUCCUUACCAGAAACUUUUUAUCCGGCCCUCAGCUUUCUCAAGCAUGAAAUAUCCAGCUUGCCUUGCCAAUGUCCCUCUUGCCCUGCCAGUAUCCGGCUUGCCUUGCCAAUAUCCAUGCAGGUUGCAUUAUGGUGUUAAGCUGCAGAUAUCUCACAACUUAUAGGAUGUCGCAUGAUUUUUCUCUUUUAGUUUUAACAUUGAUCAAAAGCUCGCGGGUGUAGUCGAUGGAUUGUAAUUUUCAGAUUUGGUUUUUCUUUUACGUUUUGGGCACAAAUUUAUUGAUCUG
Pyrus x bretschneideri (Chinese white pear) is the source of this 2112-nucleotide messenger RNA. RefSeq lists its product as uncharacterized. Gene Ontology annotation, molecular function: DNA binding. The record is from RefSeq and is a predicted model, not a curated record. Bases 495 to 1709 code for a protein of 404 amino acids. Lineage: Eukaryota; Viridiplantae; Streptophyta; Magnoliopsida; Rosales; Rosaceae. The transcript is spliced from 7 exons.